UUGCCACAUUCCUCUUUUCACCUGUGUGAAAGCAUCUGGAAGCAGCUCAGCAGGCCUCUCCCUACCCUUGGGCUGCCCAACCUACCUCUCUGUGCCGAGCCUCAGCCCUCCGUGUAGGCAGCUGAUUCAGACACUUACGGCUCUGCUGCACCCGGGCAAAACAGACAACAUUAGCCACCUUUCCACUGCUUCGCUGCCAGAGCUCCAAAUGGCUGUCCGCUGGGGGAUCUGCUCUGCUGGGAAGAUCAGCCACGACUUCAUUGUGGCCUUGAAGACUUUACCACCGGAGGAUCACAAGGUAGUUGCCAUUGCUGCUCGAGAGCUCAAGCGCUCCCAGGAAUAUGCCAAGCAUCAUGGUAUUCCCAAGGCCUAUGGAUCGUACGAGGAACUGGCAAAAGACCCUGACGUAGAUGUGGUCUAUGUGGGGUCGGUCCACACUCAGCAUCAUGCGCUCACCAUCCUAUUCCUCCGGGCUAAGAAAAACGUUCUGUGUGAGAAGCCCAUGGCCAUGAAUGCAUCGGAAGUCUGUGAUAUGGUACAAGUGGCCCGGGAAAAUGAUGUGUUCCUCAUGGAGGGUUUCUGGACGAGAUUCUUCCCUGUAUCCGAGCAGAUCCGUACUGUGCUAUGCCAGAAGGCUCUCGGGGACUUAAAGGUGCUCCGAGCCCAGCUGGGCUUUCGGAUGGAUAAUAUCCCGAGGCUGGUGGAAAAGAAACUGGGCGGAGGCGUCAUUUUGGACUUGGGCUGCUACUUAAUCCAGUUCGCCUCUAUGGUUUUUGGUCCUGACAAGCCGCAAAGCAUUGUGGCCUCAGGGUUUCUACGGGACUCAGGAGUGGAUGAAACAGUCAGCAUCAUCCUUAACUACUCAGGAAACCGGCAAGCUGUGCUUAACUGCACCAUGGUGAUCGAUCUAUCAGGAGAUGCAUUAAUUGGGGGAACUGAAGGGACCAUCAAGAUCCCCAACCACAUGAACAGCCCCACGGUCAUGUUUCUGAAAGGAAACCAAUGGGAGUGGCCGCUACCGCCCUCACCUGAGCCGCUCUACUUCGAGCACGACAUCGGGUUGCGAUAUGAAGCCGAGCACGUCCGGCAGUGCCUGCUGAAGGGUUUGAAGGAAAGUCCCAUCAUGCCUUUGCACGAGAGUGAAAUCAUAGCCACCAUCUCUGAUGAAGCACGAAAGCAAGUGGGGGUGCUCUAUGAGCAAGACUGCAUGGGCAAGACCAACCGAUCUGAGGAGACAGCUAAAUAAAACUUUUGUUUUCUAGUACCUGAACAA
Messenger RNA from Rhineura floridana, 1273 nucleotides. Its product is annotated as trans-1,2-dihydrobenzene-1,2-diol dehydrogenase-like. Gene Ontology annotation, biological process: D-xylose catabolic process. The record is from RefSeq and is a predicted model, not a curated record. The transcript is spliced from 7 exons. Gene Ontology annotation, molecular function: D-xylose 1-dehydrogenase (NADP+) activity; nucleotide binding. The coding region runs from base 209 to 1246 and encodes 345 amino acids. Lineage: Eukaryota; Metazoa; Chordata; Lepidosauria; Squamata; Rhineuridae.